This is a messenger RNA of Fusarium coffeatum, 705 nucleotides long. RefSeq lists its product as uncharacterized. Lineage: Eukaryota; Fungi; Ascomycota; Sordariomycetes; Hypocreales; Nectriaceae. The coding region runs from base 1 to 705 and encodes 234 amino acids. The record is from RefSeq and is a predicted model, not a curated record. The transcript is spliced from 3 exons.
AUGGUUCGCAUCACCUCUGUCAUCACCUUCCUCCUCACCGCCGCCCUCGGCGUCCAGGCCGCUGCCACUUGCCAGUGUCUCUUCCAAGACGGCUCACACUGCUGUGUCUACUCUGAUGCCCGAGGUGCCGCAGAGAACUGCGAUAAUGUUUGUCGGGGCGCUCGCCGAUCUACAGAUAACGCUGCCUGCAAUGCCAACGGCAAGUGGUCCAGUGUCAGCGCAUGGAAUGCUCAGUGGCGAACUGGAUGCGCCAGUCAGCUCUUCUUGUUGAGAAUCCUUAUCAAACCGCCAGUCGACCUUGAGAUCUUAUCCACGAUGGCUUGCAGCGACGAAUACCCGCAGGGGGAGAUCUUCGCCAAGAUGUUCUCCCCCAUCCAAGAGCCGCAGGGCGAUGAAUCGCUUGACAUCAAGAGUGUAAGCGAGCAUCACUCAGAACAGGAGAACGUGGAAUCCAAACCGCACUAUGAGCCUCUCGAUCACGAGACUCGCAAGCACAUGAGUGAGAAGAAGAGGGUAUAUCUCAAGCGUAAAAGGGCCAAAGGGUGCAAGCUUGGGUAUAUCAACAAGAAGAAGGAUGAUCGGGCUCAGCGGAAGGAGGAUACCAAGCAGGACAAGGCCGAGGUGAAUGACAUGGAGUUGUUUCACUUGUACGCCAAGGCCUGUUAUGCCGAUGGAGUAGCCGACACGUUGAAUAUGAACGGUUGA